UUCCAUCACACUUGACAAAUAUCUGUACAAAACCACUUCACAUUAAAUAUGAACAAGAAGUCAGUUGCAUGCCCUAAAUUCUAAAUUGUGAUCAGUUUAUGGCAAUUGCUUCAAGCAUGAACCAAGAUCACCCGCAUCAUGAUGAUGACAACAAAGCUGAUGAUGAGCAUGAUCAUGACAUGGUGAUGCCCGGUUUUCGGUUUCACCCCACAGAAGAAGAACUCGUGGAGUUUUACCUUCGCCGUAAGGUGGAGGGCAAGCGUUUCAAUGUUGAGCUCAUCACUUCUCUCGAUCUUUAUCGUUUCGACCCUUGGGAACUUCCCGCCUUGGCAGCAAUUGGGGAGAAGGAGUGGUAUUUCUAUGUGCCGAGGGAUCGGAAGUAUCGAAACGGUGAUAGGCCUAAUCGGGUCACAACUUCUGGCUACUGGAAGGCCACGGGAGCUGAUAGGAUGAUUCGUACCGAUAGUUACAGGCCAAUCGGACUGAAGAAAACCCUGGUUUUCUACUCCGGCAAAGCUCCUAAAGGAAUUCGAAGCAGCUGGAUUAUGAAUGAAUAUCGCCUGCCUCAUCACGAAACCGAAAGGCUCCAGAAGGCUGAGAUUUCACUUUGUCGCGUGUACAAAAGACCAGGAGUCGAUGAUCACCCGUCUCUUCCCCGAAUUCUCCCCACCAGAGCUUCCACAUCAAGAAAUGCCAACAAUUCAACCCCCAAUUCCUCAAAAAAACUCAAAAAUAUUGUAGAACAAACUCAAGUGCACGCGGAAGACAAAUUCAGUACUGAUCAAACAACUAAAAUUAGUACGAGCACCGACAUUGGGACGGCCUUGGGACUUUCCAGCUCCUGCAUUGCGUUAGAGCCUAAUAUCUCCACACCAAACGGCAACAACAUCUACUCAACCGUCCCAUCGCUCGUGCCAUUGCCUAAUGCCAUUGAUGAUCUCCACAGACUUAUAAGUUUUCAACAAGCUUCGGUGAAUAUUCAGCAUGGCCAGCAAAUGUAUCAUAACCCUAAUAAUAUUGAUGAUGUGUUGCCGGGUGGUUCGGUUCAAUCUGCCUUUGCAGACAGACUGUGGGAGUGGAAUUCAGUCACCGGAGCUGCAGCCAAAGAUUAUGAUGCCCCUUUCAAGUAACUGAUCAGGAUCUUACAUAAAUUUCAGGUGCUUAACGGAAUAUGAUUAGUUAUGCUAUACAUAUAUUCAAGUAAUUAGCUAUAGUAAUUAAGCUAGACUCCGCUAUAUCUUUAGCAUUAGCAUUAUAAUGUGUAUUUUUAAUAAAUUGCA
Daucus carota subsp. sativus is the source of this 1280-nucleotide messenger RNA. RefSeq names its product NAC domain-containing protein 35. The transcript is spliced from 3 exons. Gene Ontology annotation, biological process: regulation of DNA-templated transcription. Gene Ontology annotation, molecular function: DNA binding. Bases 99 to 1130 code for a protein of 343 amino acids. The record is from RefSeq and is a predicted model, not a curated record. NCBI's taxonomy places the organism in Eukaryota, Viridiplantae, Streptophyta, Magnoliopsida, Apiales, Apiaceae.